UAUAAUAGCUCUCACUCUUCUCUGAUUUUCUUCUGUUGAAUCAAGGUCUCUGGAAAUUUCAUCAUCUUCAGUCUUACUCCUAUCCCUAUUUUCUCGUUGGGUUGCACAAAUUGUUUACUGAUGACGAGCGAUCGAUUUUGGCGCGGCGGUGACCGCGUUGAGGUGGAACGACUAGUUUCUGGCGCGACGGCAUAUUUUCCGGCGAGUGUUGUUAGCGCGCCUUCGGUGAGAAAGAAACUCGUUUGGGUGGAGCAUGAAUCCCUAACUGUUGGAGGUUCCGUUUCCGUACGUAUGAAGGAGUACGUCACUCCCACGCGCCUCCGUCCAUCUCCACCGCGUGAACUCAACAGACGGUUCAAAGCUGACGAUGAGGUCGAUGUCUUCAGAGAUAGCGAAGGUUGCUGGGUUAGAGGCAAUGUUACGACCGUACUUGAAGAUUCAAGGUACAUUGUGGAGUUUAAAGGGGAAAAUCGUCCAGAAAUAGAGGUUGAUCAGUUCAAUUUGAGGCUUCAUCGUGAAUGGCUAGAUGGUGGGUGGGUUCCUUCUCUUCUCCAACAGAGCAAUUUCUCGGAAUCGACAGCCCAAAGAAUUAAACUGAAGAUAAAAAUCAAGAGAAGAGAUCAAUAUGAGAAGGGAGCUCUUGUCGAAGUCAGAAGUGAAGAAAAAGCUUACAAGGGUUCUUGGUAUUGUGCUCGUAUACUUUGUUUAUUAGGUGAUGAUAAGUACAUUGUUGAACACUUGAAAUUUAGUAGAGAUGAUGGUGAGUCGAUCCCUCUGAGAGAUGUGGUAGAAGCCAAGGACAUAAGACCAGUUCCUCCUUCAGAACUCUCGCCUGUUGUGUGCUAUGAACCAGGGGUUAUAGUUGAUGCUUGGUUCAACAAACGGUGGUGGACCAGUAGGGUUUCCAAAGUCCUAGGAGGAGGUUCUAAUAAGUAUUCAGUUUUUAUCAUCUCAACUGGUGAAGAAACGACAAUCUUAAAUUUCAACUUAAGGCCCCACAAAGAUUGGAUCAAUGGACAAUGGGUCAUUCCUUCCAAGGUAUUGACUGAUGUGCCGGAAGAAUGUUACAAACCUCCAUUGAAGAAGCUGAAAUCUUGUGAGAGAGCAGAGAAGGUGUUUAACAAUGGAAUGGAGGUGGAAGUUAGAAGCGACGAACCAGGUUACGAAGCCUCAUGGUUCUCUGCAAAGAUCGUAAGUUACUUGGGCGAAAACAGAUACACAGUGGAGUAUCAAACACUAAAAACAGACGAUGAAAGAGAGUUGUUGAAGGAAGAAGCAAGAGGUUCAGAUAUAAGACCUCCUCCUCCUCCACUGAUUCCAAAGGGGUAUCGAUAUGAAUUGUAUGAACUUGUGGAUGCUUGGUACAAUGAAGGAUGGUGGUCUGGUCGAGUAUAUAAGAUAAACAACAACAAAACGAGAUAUGGUGUCUACUUCCAAACGACUGAUGAGAGUUUGGAGUUUGCUUACAAUGACCUUAGGCCUUGCCAAGUGUGGAGAAACGGAAAAUGGAGUCGUGUAUAAGGAUGAGAAGAAGUUGGCUAACGGUUACAACUAUUAAUGAAGAGGAUAAGGAAAAUGACUUGUUUAUAGUACAUUUUUUGUUUAUGAACAUAUGUUUGAAGUUGAUGAUGUCGUUAAUUGUCUGCGUAUAAUAUAAUAUUUAACUUC
Arabidopsis thaliana (thale cress) is the source of this 1668-nucleotide messenger RNA. Its product is annotated as agenet domain-containing protein. The coding region runs from base 121 to 1521 and encodes 466 amino acids. Lineage: Eukaryota; Viridiplantae; Streptophyta; Magnoliopsida; Brassicales; Brassicaceae. The transcript has 2 exons. The record is from RefSeq and is marked reviewed.